This is a messenger RNA of Exaiptasia diaphana, 753 nucleotides long. RefSeq names its product insulin receptor substrate 1. The record is from RefSeq and is a predicted model, not a curated record. Bases 217 to 645 code for a protein of 142 amino acids. The transcript has 3 exons. Lineage: Eukaryota; Metazoa; Cnidaria; Anthozoa; Actiniaria; Aiptasiidae.
CUCAUGUCACAGCAGGCACGCCGGUUAGAGAGAUUUGAGAAGCUCACUUCCCGAAAACAAUUAAGUCAAUGUUAGCGUAAAACUUAGAAGCACUAUCGUGUUUCUAAWAUAAACGUGUGUGGGUUUUAACCAUCGAGUAUCUCUACCAAGUUUCAAGUGGGACUGGACCUGUUUAUGACAAAAUGAAAGCAUCUUCUACAACUGACUGACACCAUUAUGGCGACGUACGAAGACUUAGUUAAGUGUGGAUAUCUAGAGAUGAAACUUCCUCGUAAACAGCGUAAAAUGACUCAGAAGGUUUGGAAGAGAAAAUGGUUUGUUCUGAGAAGAAGGUCUAAAUAUGGCCAAACAAGACUCGAAUACUACCACAGUGAGAAAGCCUGUAUCGAUAACAGACAUAAAACAAUAAUUCCACUUUGUGGAGUAAGGAAUAUAGACAAUGUACAUUCAAGAACGCACCAGCAUGCAUUUCAAAUUGCUGCUCCUGAAAUAAGAAUAUUUCUGUCCGGCGAUAAUAGACUUGAUACUGAYGAAUGGGUACGGUUAAUGAAGGAGCUGGUUUUACCUGAGCCAAAGAUGUUUCCUUCAGUYGAAGGCGGAGAUAUAUUUGUCACAAACAGUAGACCUGAAGACAAGGAUUCAUAGAAACAAGAGUUAUCUACAUGUAUCUAGUGACCAGAAUUUUGAAAGUAGGCCAUUGAUUGGGCAGAUGGAUUCAUUGAUGAAUUGGUUGAUGGUAGAUUGACUUUCAGU